Messenger RNA from Aspergillus brunneoviolaceus CBS 621.78, 1197 nucleotides. RefSeq names its product intradiol ring-cleavage dioxygenase. Bases 139 to 1197 code for a protein of 352 amino acids. The transcript has a single exon. Lineage: Eukaryota; Fungi; Ascomycota; Eurotiomycetes; Eurotiales; Aspergillaceae. Gene Ontology annotation, molecular function: ferric iron binding; oxidoreductase activity, acting on single donors with incorporation of molecular oxygen, incorporation of two atoms of oxygen. The record is from RefSeq and is a predicted model, not a curated record.
UUAAUGAUUGCAGGAGUCCUAGAUCACGGAGUCCGAGAAUAUAUAAAGGUCACGCCCAUAGUCUUCGAGGGAUUCAAUUCCAGCAACCAUUCCACACUCUGAUCGUCCUUCGAACCCCUUCGUCUCAAUCAAUUCAAAAUGCAGAUUCUUCAGCUCAAGCAAGCCAUUGCACUCUCGCUGGCCGGAUUUGCCAUUGCUCAUCCUGGUGCUCAUGAGCCUAGCUCUUUCACUGAUGUCUCCAAGCGUGCGUUCCUGCACAAUGCCCACCGGAGCCUAAGCCAAUGCGCUGGACAGCUCGAGAAGCGAGGCGUGCAUGAACGAGCUGCUUCCCGUCGCGCGGCCUUGUUCGAGAAGUACAAGAAGCGCUCCCUCGGCCUCCGCGAUACGGAGAAGGUGGUGAACACUUCGCACCACUCCUCCCUCCAAGUGACGCCCAACACUUCUGAGUCAGAGCUGUUUUCGAAAGACCCAGUCUGCAUCCUCGCUCCGGAGGGUGAAGUCGGUCCCUUCUGGGUAAAGGGCGAGCUUAUCCGCCACGACAUCUCCGAUGGAGAAGCCGGCGUUCCCAUCAUCCUGGACGGUCAAUUCAUCGACAUCAACACCUGCGAGCCCAUCCAGGAUCUCUACUGGGAUGUCUGGAACUGCAACUCCACCGGUGUCUACUCUGGAGUCCAGAGCAGCAUGAAUGGCAACGGCAACGACGCCUCCAACCUCGACAAGACUUUCCUCCGCGGUAUUCAGAAGACCGACGCGGACGGUGUUGCUGGAUUCAAGACUGUUUUUCCCGGACACUAUUCAGGCCGCGCGACCCACGUUCAUGUCAUCGCCCACGUGGGCGCUCAGGUCCUUCCCAACAACACGCUGACUGGGGGACACAUUCCCCACGUCGGGCAGUUGUUCUUCGACCAAGAUCUGAUCUCACAGGUUGAGGCUACCUAUCCCUACAACACCAGCACGGUGGCUAUCACCGAGAAUGCGGAUGAUCACGUGGUCAUAGUUGAGACUGAGGAUAGUGACUCCGACCCGUUCUUUGAGUAUGCCUUGCUGGGUGAUUCGAUCGAGGAUGGCAUUUUGGCUUGGAUUACCCUUGGCAUCAACGUUACCGCAAGCCAUGACUCCAGCGCCACUUGGGCUUCAACUCUGACCUCGUCUGGUGGUGUCAUCAACGAGGACUCUUCCAGCGGUGUGGACAUGUAA